Messenger RNA from Gastrolobium bilobum, 1038 nucleotides. RefSeq names its product glucan endo-1,3-beta-glucosidase-like. NCBI's taxonomy places the organism in Eukaryota, Viridiplantae, Streptophyta, Magnoliopsida, Fabales, Fabaceae. Gene Ontology annotation, cellular component: plasma membrane; cell wall. The transcript has 2 exons. The record is from RefSeq and is a predicted model, not a curated record. The coding region runs from base 1 to 1038 and encodes 345 amino acids. Gene Ontology annotation, biological process: carbohydrate metabolic process. Gene Ontology annotation, molecular function: hydrolase activity, hydrolyzing O-glycosyl compounds.
AUGGCUCAAUCCCAUUCAACUAGGAAAAGUUCUUCCAUGACUUGUAUAAUUCUCCUUAUUGUGCUACUAAUUGCUAGCACAGCCACAACAGGUGCACAAUCUGGUGUAUGUUAUGGAAGACUUGGCAACAAUUUGCCAUCCCCAAAAGAAGUUGUGGCUAUCUUCAAUCAACACAACAUUAGCAGGAUGAGAAUCUAUAGUCCAGACCAAGAAGUUCUCCAAGCUCUAAGAGGUUCAAACAUUGAUCUUCUUUUAGAUAUUCCAAAUGAUGAACUCCAAAAUCUAGCUACUAGCCAAGACAAUGCAAACAAAUGGGUGCAAGACAAUAUCAAAAACUAUGGUAAUGUCAAAUUCAGAUACAUUUCAGUGGGGAAUGAAGUGAAACCUGGUGACUCAUUUUCACAGUUUUUAUUCCCUGCCAUGCAAAACAUUCAAAGAGCAAUUUCUUCAGCUGGCCUUGGAAACCAAAUCAAAGUUUCCACUGCAAUUGAAACAGGUGCUCUAGAAGAAUCAUACCCUCCAUCAAAGGGCUCAUUCAGGUCUGAUUAUAGAGGAGCAUAUAUUGAUAAUGUGAUAAGGUUUCUAGGUAGUAAUGGAUCCCCAUUACUAGUUAAUGUGUACACUUACUUUAGUUACAUUAGUGACACAAGGGACAUUAGUCUUGAUUAUGCUCUUUUCAAUUCUCCUUCAGUGAUAGUGAGUGAUGGUUCACUUGGUUACCGUAACCUUUUUGAUGCUAUUGUGGAUGCUACUUAUUCUGCAUUGGAGAAAGCAGGGGGAGGGUCAUUGAACAUUGUUGUGUCUGAGACAGGUUGGCCUUCAUCUGGAGGGACAGCAACUUCACUUGAUAAUGCAAGAACUUACAACACAAACUUGGUUCAACAUGUAAAGGGAGGGACCCCAAAAAGGCCUCGCAGACCCAUUGAAACUUAUGUGUUUGCUAUGUUUGAUGAAAAUCAGAAGCAGCCAGAGUAUGAGAAAUUUUGGGGGCUUUUCCUUCCAAAUAAACGGCCAAAAUACUCAAUUAAUCUGAACUAG